This is a messenger RNA of Ambispora leptoticha, 8778 nucleotides long. The record is from the annotation of a GenBank genome assembly. Lineage: Eukaryota; Fungi; Glomeromycota; Glomeromycetes; Archaeosporales; Ambisporaceae.
AUGCAAGAACAACAGCCACAAGGACAAUCACAAGAACUACAGACUCAACAAUUUCAAAACGCCGAAAAUGCGUCUAUUAAUGUUGGUCGAGAAUCAAGCCACAGGCCUUCCAAUCGUCGAGGAUUUCGCGGUGGUCGAGGUGCCGCUGCUCGAUUGCGUGCAUCCUUAGCUGCUGAGGCUGACAAUGACGCUUCUACCUCGAAUGCAGAUACAAAUAUUUGUUUUAUUUGUGCUGAGAAAAUACAAUAUUACGCCGUAUCAAGUUGUAAUCAUCGAACUUGUCAUAUCUGUUGCUUGAGACUGCGAGCUCUGUAUAAAACGCAAGAUUGCACUUUUUGUAAGACCGAGCAACGUCAUGUUAUAUUUACUACUGAUCCUGAAAAACAAUACCAAGAUUAUAAGACGGGGGAAAUACCAUAUACUGAUAAAAAAUUAAAUAUCUCUUGCGAGACCGAACAAAUGCUCGAUGACUCAAUUUUCCUCCUGAAAUAUAAUUGUCCUGAUCCAGCUUGUGUAAUUACUUGUGAAGCAGGCUGGCCAGCUCUAAGGCGACAUUGCAAGCAAGUUCACAACAAACUCCUAUGUACUUUAUGUACACAAUUUAAGAAAGUAUUUGCACAUGAGCAAUCACUUUUCACAAAAAAUCAACUUGAUCGACAUUUCCGGCAAGGCGACCAAUAUGGCAAAUCGGGAUUUAAAGGACAUCCUCAAUGUGAAUUUUGUCAGACAUCGUUUUAUGGUGACGAUGAACUAUAUGAACAUUGUCGCGACAGACAUCAACAAUGUGAAAUAUGUAAAAAACGCGGCAUAAGACAUGAAUAUUAUGUGGAUUAUGACGCUUUGGCCGAACAUUUCCGACAGCAACAUUAUUUGUGUAAUGAUCCAGAAUGUUUAGCUCAAAAAGUAAUUGUAUUCGAAACGGACAUUGAUCUUAAAGCGCAUGAGGUAGAAAUUCACGGUUCUAAUUUUGCUGGUCAAAGAGCAAAACACGAAGCACGACGAAUAGAAGUAAACAUUUCAUACAGUGAUUCGCGAUUACGAACAAGGAGGCGUAGUAUAGAAAGAGAAUUACCGGCGACAUCUUCGUCAGCAUCUUUGUCAUCUUCAUAUAAUAACCAAUUUCAAUCUCAACUUCAUUCAAUUCGACAGCUUCGUCUUGAAUCUGAAGCAAAUCGUGCUCGUAAUUUACAGCUUUCGCCUUCUCGAGAAAUAUCCUCCACAGAAGAUGUUGAACAAACAAAUGAAACACAGUCUUCCACUUCGUUGUCUUCUUUAAGGAGUCUAGGCGAAACUCGUGUUGUAGAAACAAAAAAUAAAAACGAUUUUCCUGCUUUGAACCAAUCGACUGCACAGACUGCAAUAGCUAAAGGAAGUGCCCAACAAGCCGAACUUAUUCAAACUAAAACUGACUCUACUAAUCAAGCAAACAAACAUUCCUUGUACUUACUUAAUAACACUUCUAAUAAACAACAAGAAAACUCUGCUGCUGGAACGUCUAGUAGCGCUCAACUUCUUUCCCCCUUACCGCAAUCGCCUUCAAUAAAUAAUGAAAAGAAAACCGAUCAAAUCACAUCUCUUAAAGGGAAAAAUCCUGAACAACCUGCAUCUUCAAAUUCAAUAAAUCAAAUAAUGUCUGUUUCUAAAGCUCCUGCAAACCCGCCUACAAUUGAUGAUUCCAAACUAUCAAGAUUCAAAUCCCUUACUUCUGCAUACAAAAAGACAUUGAUUGAUGCCAAAGAUUUUAUCAAUGAUAUUUGGCCUCUGUUCAAUAAAAGUUCAGAAAUUGUGGGUAAAGUGGUUUCUGGACUAGCCGAUUUGUUAGAUUCAGAAAGUAGCAAGAAGGAUUUAUUGAGUGCGUGGGAAGAUCGCAAAGCAACGUUAACAAUUCACUUUCCUACUCUGGGAAGUGCAACUGAAGGGUCAAAACAACAAAAUAUUCAAGCGAAAAAGCCCGAAUCUGAAACAAAAAAGGCCAGAGUUUUGGUCAUAAAAUCUUCUACACAUCCACCAAACAGUCCUGUAUGGGAUAGAAAUCUGAAUUCUGCUCCUAAGCCUAAGAUAUCCCAUGGCAAGCACAAUACCAGUUUCCCGACAUUGGCAGCAGCUACCGUGGUAGGAAAUUCUGGAAUAAACAGUUCGACAAACAACGCUUGGAAAGGCAACCGGCCUCAAUUCAUAAGACCUGAAUCAUCAAAGGCUAGUGCAUCUGAAAGCGCUUCAUCAAGUGAACAAUCAAUUGGUUUCCGUCGAGGAAAACCAAUUACCAAUGGAAGUGAAGAUUUCCCAUCACUUAACAAAACGAAAUCAUCUACUUCAGAGAGACAAGCCGGAGAUUCGGCUCGUGAUUCUUCAGCUGAACAUCGAUUUCACCACACGCCAAUUAUUUUUGAUCCAAAUUUCAAUUCAUCACUUUCACAAUACCUUCAAUCAUGUCCUCAAUUGUUUGGAUAUAGAUUAACGGAAGUCGCGCAACAGAAGAUCUUGGCAAGGCUGUUUUCCGAGUUCUGGUCUCGAGAUAAAAAUUAUGCAAAACUGUUUUUCCCAAAUGGAUUUGGUGAAGGCUCUGAAGCAUAUAAAUUGAUUCACACUCAAAGUGACCUUGAAGUAGAGUAUUCGCCUGCUCAAAGGGGUAAAGCUUGUGGUCACAUCUUCAAAAAAGGUGAAGGCGUUUAUCGAUGCAGAAAUUGCUCUUUAGAUGCUACAUGCGUCUUUUGUUCGCGCUGUUAUCAUGCAACAAAUCAUGAGGGACACGAUAUAAGCUUUUCAAUUAAUAAUGGGCAUGGUGGGUGCUGUGACUGUGGUGAUCCAGAGGCUUGGAAAGUACCGAUUCGCUGUACUUAUCAUUCACCAGAUCCUUCAGUGGUAGAAUCAUUGGAGAGCGAGAAGAAAAGAUUUGAGGAAAAUCUUCCACAAGACCUUAUUAUCUCGAUUCAUAAUACAGUAUCGACAGUAUUUGAAUUCAUAUUGGACACUUUAUCGACGUCCCCCAAGGAAAAGACGCCACCGAGAUCAGUUGACGAGGUAAAACAAGAGGCUUUAACUACUACAUAUGCAAUAGAUAAAGAUGCAAACGAAGAUACGGAACAAGAGAAAUUGUUCGCGGUGUUACUUUGGAAUGAUGAACAUCAUUCUUUUCAUGAGGUCAUUGACCAGGUUACUGCUGCAAUUGAGUGUUCCAAUGUUGAAGCAAGACGUAUAACUGAAAGAGUCGAUUUUUAUGGUCGUGAUAUUGUUGAGAUAUCUGAAAAUAUUCAAAGACUGCUCGAGAUAGCGCGUCAGAUAUCAUCAAUUGGUCUAGCUGUUACUAUUCGUUCUGCGCGCGACACUUUUCGAGAAGAAAUGUGCGGCCUAUUGAUUGACUGGCUCAAAGAUUUAGCAACUGGGCAAAUCGGCACACAUCCUACUAUAUUAAGAGAUAUAAUUUGCAAAGAACUUACGAAAGAAUGGAAAAAAGAUCAUUCAACUUAUUAUCCACAUAACGCAUUGAGAUUAAAGAAUCAACCUGUAAAGCCGAUACAACCUUAUAUGAUUAAAGCUCAACCUCUUAUGGGUGUGCAAGACAAUAUUGAAUAUAUGAUUGAAGAUGAUGUAAUGGAAAGAAGUGAAGAAGACGAAAGUGGACAAAUUGACCAAGAUCAAUUAAGUGAUUAUAAUCAAUCUGGUGGUGAUUAUGAAAUGAUCGCAGCAGAUGAAUUGCUAGACGAAACAGAACCAAUGGACGAAGAUGAUCCUAUAAUGAUAAAACAAAAACAAAAGGCGGAUGAUUUUUUGAAAGUGCUUAGACUAGAUGUAUUAUUGACUUUGGACCAUAGACUCUGGAAAGAUGCGCGUUCUGGAUUGAGAGAUUUAUAUAUUUCCACUCUUAUUAUAAAUUCAGAAUACAAAAAAAUAUUGGGAAUCCGAUUUGUGCGAAAUUAUAUGAAGCUUGUAGAUGCUUUUCUGACACAAGAUCGGGAACCCGAACAUUCGAUCAUCCUAUUUACAGUGCAAUUAUUCACCGUCCCUACCAUCGCAACUAUAUUAGUUAAAAACUACAAUUUCCUAUCAACAAUUUUCACAAUACUACGCAACUUUUUCAUCGCAAAUCAAAUCGAUGGACUAGGAAAUAUCGAAAGUAACGCGAAACUCAAUUGCGAAUCAGAUAGCUUUAAAAAUCGGCGUUACUUUCACAUAUUUUGUGAUCUCCGUUAUAUAAUUGGAAUGGAAAGUGUACGAAAGAUUGUCUCAAGAAAUUCAGAUAAUUUACAAGAGUAUCUCGAUCUUAUUGGAUUGUUUCAAGGAAUGAAUCCUAACAUACGUGCAACACAACAACAUGUGGAAUACGAAAGCGAUAGCUGGAUGAACGCAUUUAAUGUGACGUUGCAGUUAGCAAAAAGUUGUCGCCAGUUUUCUUCAUGUUAUAUCUCAGAUACGCAGCUUUUGACCGAAGCAAUACGCAAAGUUUUGUGGAAAAUUUAUCUCUGGUCAUCGAGACGCGAUAUCAAAAGUGAAAACGAGGAGGAAAAAAUGGACGUGACAAGUGACAAUGCUCAAGAAAUAGAGACCAGUGUCAAUCGUAUUCGUGGUCAUACCCAACAAACACAUGACAUUUGGUCUUCGGUAUUGAAUUAUCCCGAUAAUAGAAAAUUGGAAUUAAGACAACAAGAAUUUCACGAAAUUAGUUUCCCCUCUAAUCCUUAUAUCCCCACAUUCAAAGUAGUAAAGUUUAACGUUGCCUCACAACCAGUGAGCUUCCAUCAUCCACUGCACUGGUUCUUGGGCGAACUAUUAGAACACAUUGAAUUAUUAAACGACGAGGCACUUGUACAACAUGGUUGGGAUAGUUUCCAAGAUAUGAUGAUGAGUUUUGAUGUGGAAAAUGAUGAAGGUAUUGAUAAAGCCAAGGAAAAGAUCCUCGAAAUUUUUGACUAUCCUUUACGUGUGUUGGUUUUGCUGGUACAAAUUCGUUCUGGAUUAUGGGUUAGAAAUGGAUUUGGUAUUCGUGGACAAUGUCUUCAUUAUCGCGAAGUCUCUCUUCGAGAAAAUACUUACGAUGAAGAUAUAUUUUUAAUUCAAACCGCUUUUAUUUUAAAUGAACCAAAUUUGAUACUUGCUACCAUUUUGGAUCGUUUUGAUAUGGUCGACUGGUUUUGUGGCAAAACUUCGCAUCAAGUAUAUGACAACCUGCAAAUGAUAUUUAUGGCCGAAGAACUUUUGACACUAUUAAUUGUAUGUGCCAGCGAACGUGGAAUUGCUGCAGGAUUGACUAAUGAACAGAAAAUCCGGCGAGAAAUAAUCCAUAGUCUCUGUCUCUCGCCACUUGCAUAUUCCGAGCUUAUUAAACGUAUUCCAGAGAGACUUCAUGAAGAGAUAUCUUUUGAUGAAAUAUUGGGACAACUUGCUACCUAUCGUAAUCCUGAUAGUCUUACUGAUCAUGGCACCUAUGAACUUCGUGACGAGUUCUAUGAUGAAGUAGAUCCAUAUUUCGUUCAUUACUCUCGUAACAAUCGAGAAGAAACGGAAGAGGCGUUAAAAAAUAGACUUAAAAAGAAAUGGGAAGCAUCUAGCAUACGUUCUUCAGCAUCCUUGAUCAUUCCCAAACUAAUUCCAAUAACAAAUGGACCUUUUGUCAGAUUAGGAAAUUUUUUGCAAGCGCGACUUAUGAAUCAAAUUAUAUUUUACGCUUUAUGGCACGUGAAAAAUGACAAGAUUAAAUCGGAUACACUUAUUGAUGAGGCAUUACAUUUAGUGAUGCUGGCUUUGAUAGAUGAAAAUAACGACAUUGCUCGAGAAAGUAAACGUAAGGGAAAACAAAAGGCCGCAUCAUCUUUAUCAUCCCAAAAUAGGAUUAAUUUGGAUGAUAAAAUAUCUGAUUUCAUGCAUUAUGCAGUUUCUGAUUAUUUUCCAGUUGAAAUUGAUUCAGCAUAUCACCCUGAAGGAAUUAACCUCCUGACUCUUUUACUUCAAUUAUCCAUCGACUCAAUAUCCAAAGAAUUUUUACCGAAAUUCGAAUUCAUCAUUAAUAACUUCGAGACAAAUGGUAGUGAGGAUGCUAAAUUGAUAAUCCGUGCACAUCGCGAAAAGCAACGCGCUGAAUUACAAGCCAGAGAAGGUAAAGAAAAAGGAUUAUCAGAUUUCGAACGUAAAAAACUUGCAGCAAAAGAAAGACAAGCGAAAAUUAUGGAACAAUUUGCAAAAGCUCAGAAAAGUUUCAUUGAAAAACACGAGGAUUUAUACGAGGAAGAUGAAGAAAUGGAUGAAGAUUGGGAGGUUGCUGCUGAGGAAGGUCAUUUAGGAGACAAAGAGAAACAAAAUACAGAGACUAUCUGGUCAUAUCCUACAGGCACGUGUAUUUUGUGUCAAGAAGAAACUAAUUUGUCAGCGCUUUAUGGAAUGCUCGGAUUGAUCCAGCCAUCCAACAUGUUGAGAAUAACUCCAUUCCAUAACAAAGAUUAUGUAAUGGAAGUAUUGGAUCUGCCAGAAAGUUUGGAUCGUAAAUAUGAACGUAAUCAACCAUUUGGUGUUGCUUCAAAAGCUUUCUCAAUGCAUGAAGAUCUACAAUAUGAAACAAGAUUGCAAAAUGAUUUGAUCAAAGGAUUUCCAAGUAAAUCGUGCAAAAAAGGAUUAUACGCGUCAACAUGUGGACACUUAAUGCAUGUUAAAUGCUUUGAAACUUAUUUCGCUUCGAUAGAGCAAAGACAUCAAUCACAAUUAGCAAGAAAUCAUCCAGAAGAAGCGACACGUAAAGAAUUUAUGUGUCCGCUUUGUAGAAGCCUUGGAAAUGCUUUACUCCCAAUCGUUUGGAAAGGGAAGAGAGAGACUUACCCUGGAAUUCUUGAAUCGAAAGUCGAUUUUGAAAAAUGGUUAAAUGAAGGGGUUGGAGACGUUAUAGAUGACUUGAGUCGAAUCCCUGAAAUCAAUGCAACGCCACUUAUUCCCGGGAUAGAUAGAAUUCGAUCUAAUCCUUCCGCCGCCGAAUUAACUAGUGGUGGCCGUUCAACAGAUGAAUUUCGUGAAAUGGGGAAUAAUGUAAACUUACCGGACAAUUCUCAGAAUACUCAAAGACGUCGGAAUAGUAGUAGUGCUGGCAGAAUUCGAGAGGUUAUUACACAGUUUGUGACAGAUAUGUGGAGAGCUCCCCCCGCCUUACCAGCAGUUUCUGAUGUUAAUAAUGCUCAAGAAAUAAAUAAUGCUCACAUGGAUCCAUCAACCCUUAGUCCUGCUGCUGUACCCGAGGAAUAUGAUCAUGAAUCGAUGCGUAGAAUAUAUGUACGUUUAUAUGAUGUAGUUCUUUUAGCCUAUCAAAGACUACCCAAUGAAUCUUCGUUUAUUGUUAAUGAUAACACAAUGAAAGGGAUCGAUAUUUUGUGGAAUCUUUAUAGCUAUACAAUUUCAUGUGUUGAAAUUAAUCAAAGAGGAAUUGACAGUUUGUCGAGCGAAGGAUUACCCGCCACAACUCUCUUAGAUGGAAUAAACACAAAAACUUUGACUCUAUUAAAGAUCAUCUCUGAAACCAUUCCUACUUACUCUGAUGUAACAUUAAAAGGAGCAUCUAGUAAGUCAAAGUUAAAGCGUAUUACCACCAGAAGACUCAGUCAACUAUUUUAUGGAUGCCUUGAAUCUCAAGGUCAACAAACUCCCAUGACAACCACCACUGGUCUCGGUGGUAAAGAUAAGUCAAUAGUAAAUUCACAUGAUUAUCCACUGCUGUUAGAAGAUUCAUUUAUAUUCCUAUCGGAACUUUGUGUAACAUCACCUGACUAUGGCAUUCAAUCUGAAGUUCAUAAUUUAAUGCAUUUAAUGUACUAUGCCGAGUUAGUCAGGAUAGUAAUAGCAGUUAGUGAUGCGGUUAUCAAUGAACAGGCAAAAGCAUGGUGUGAGGAUGCACGUCUUAAAAGGAAGUACUUCACUCAAACACAACAGCAAAGUUCAUCAAAGAAUAAACAAGAAGCAUCCAACUUACUUCGAGACUUUAUAGUAUGGACAUUGGAGCAAGUGGGAAAUAAUAAAAUAGAUAUUUCUAAUUUCUUGGGAGGCAUGGACGAGUUGGUCUUGGAAAAAAUGAUACAUUCUUUUUGUUUACCAUAUCUGAGAAAAUGUGUCAUUUUAAUGCACACAAAAUUUGGUGUGGUUUUCCCGAAAGCUGGAUUGGAAAUAUCAGAGGCUGUUGAUGAAUUCACAAGACUUUCUCAACUAUUGAGAUUACCUUCCAUCAAAGCGAUGUGUGCCACAAUGCUCAACCCCACCGAGGAAGAAUCUACGUUGGUGGUUAUUGUGAGCGGCUGGUGCAAACAUCUCAAACAACGGCGGAUCGAAGUUAAUCGCGUAAAAUCUACGCCUUUAACCUCUCAAACUAUUUCUUUUGGCAAGAGCCUUCGUAAAGUUUGUCGAAAAUGUAAAACUGUUCCAAAUGAUCCAGCUUUAUGUCUAUUAUGUGGAACUUUCUUGUGUUUUCAAAGUUAUUGUUGCUCAGAACGUGAUUCUGGGGAAUGCAAUUUGCAUGCAAGAAGUUGUGGCGGCGAUGUCGGAAUUUAUUUCCUUGUCAAAAAAUGGGUGAUCCUCUUGCUUCAUCUUAAUAAUGGCUGCUUCAUGAACCCGCCAUAUUUGGAUAAGCAUGGUGAAGUGGAUCUGGGAUUGAAACGUGGGCGACCGCAAUUUCUAAAUCUUAAGCGAUAUGAUGAAUUCCGUAAUUUGUGGCUUACUCAUGAAAUUCCAAUACGCGUAGCACGAAAGAUCGAACAGUCUUUUGACUUGGGUGGAUGGUCAACUUUUGAUUUGGGUGGAUGGACAACUAUGUAA